Cloeon dipterum is the source of this 1529-nucleotide messenger RNA. RefSeq lists its product as uncharacterized. The transcript is spliced from 6 exons. The record is from RefSeq and is a predicted model, not a curated record. Bases 127 to 993 code for a protein of 288 amino acids. Lineage: Eukaryota; Metazoa; Arthropoda; Insecta; Ephemeroptera; Baetidae.
CACUCACUCACCUCUCACUCCGUCGUUCGGCAGGCGUUAUGGUCAAACUUCGCUCUUGUUGCACCUCCCGCGGAUUAAGACAAUAAGCCGAUAUAGGAAAAAACAUUUCGAUUUUUUUUUGUCGUGAUGGAGCCUGCAAAGUACCUGAUCUUCUUUGCUCUCGAACUUCUCCUCGUCACCCAAAGGUGUAUUUGUGUUCGAGACGUUCGACUGAUGCUUCCGACCGCAGUAAUGUCGGGACACGGUGCCAAAUUCAUUUGUCUGUACGACUUGCAAGAAGCGCCGCUCUACUCCGUCAAAUGGUACCGGGGACAGAGGGAAUUUUAUCGCUACCUCCCACAGGAGAAUCCACCGAUGAAAUUCAUCCCGAUCCCAGGCAUUGAUAUUGACCUCUACAAGUCGGAUGCAAAUGAGGUUCGACUGAGGGAAAUCCACUCGGACUUGACCGGCGUGUUCAGUUGCGAAGUUACAGCGGACGCACCUUCAUUCAGAACGGCGAGUGCCUCGAAAAACAUCACAAUAGUCGAGAUGCCGAACUUGGCGCCCAAUGUCACCGUGGAAAAGAGCCUGUCUGACGAGGGGCUGAGUAUUAUUUCGGUCAACUGCACCAAUUUUUACUCUAAGCCGCCAGGAAAAUUGAGCAUUUUUCUGAAUGAGGAGCCGGUGAAAGAAAAAGAUUUGGAGAAAUUCAUCGUGCCUCUCGGCAAGUUCAACGUCGAGGUGGUCAGGUUGAACCUGACCCUGACAGACGAGCAGCUGAACAACAUGAAUUUCAGUUUGCGCCUCAAAUGCGUGAGCAGCGUGUUUUCCUUCACCAGAAUGACCGAGGUGCUUUUAAUUGAACAAAGAUUGCGCUCAGAGUCUAUUUUGGCAGCCAUGGAAGAGAGCCGUGCUCCUAAUUUAAUUAGAGCACCUGUGUGUUGCAGGCGGCACGAUUUGGAUUUGGAUUGCCCUGCUCUGCGUGCUGAGGUGAAACGACUCGACUUUAAUUGAAUAAUAAAAUUUAUUUUUGGAUACAAAUUAUUGUGAUAGUAGACAAAGUACUUGAGAAUUCGUGUUGAUCACUUUAUUUAUUAUUAAGACUCGAUGAAUUGUGUAUUUAAAAUGAAAAUAAAGUAAGACGAUUUUUUUAAUAUACGAUCCAAAAUUUAUUUAGAAGCUUUAAGCCGAUUGGGACAGAUCAAGUUUUAACAUAAAUAGCAAUAUAUUUAAUUUUACCAUCUCUGGGAUGCAUAAUAUCUAUAGCUCAGAAUAUCAUAAUAAGUUGCCCUAAUAGCUGAAUUUAUAAAAAGCACAAUAAAUAUGCUCACUGUAUAAAUAACUGCAAAGAGGUACUCUUGUAAGCUAGACUUUGAUUACCACAGAAUCAGCAUUUUUGCAGCACAUUUAGAUUAGCAUUAAUUAAUUAAAAAAGUUGCGCGAGUUGUAGUGUGCGUAAAUAGUAAAUCUAUAGUCGAAGGUGGCGUUUAAUUGAUCAAAAAGUAUUAGCUCAAAAGAAAUCGCAAGUCGGAGGGUUGAAAAUAUAAAAA